AACAGCAUUUUUAUUUUUGCUUCUCUGGAGCUUCAAAGGGGCGUUUUAACGACAGACUGGCCUAGAUACACACAAGUCCCCUGGGCCACGAGCAAGAUUCUGAAAGCACAGACUAGGAAAUCUCAGGAGGGCUCAAACACUCACAACAGCUGCAGGCAUGUGGUCGUGCUGGGGGCUUCUAAUCUGCUUCCUGGCGGUACCGGCAUCGGCCUCUAGGGAACGGGAGUGGGCUCACCAUGGGGCUUCCAUGUUUGCCGACCUCACCCCACGCGAGAUGCGAGCCGUCAGGGACUUCCUGCACACCCAGAAGGAGCUGGGGCUCACACUGGCCAAAGGAAAAGACCUACGCAAGAACAGCAUCCUGUUGAUGGAGCUUCAAGUGCCACGCAAACACGAGGCUCUCCGAGCACUGGACCGAGGCCAGGCCAAGCCUACGAGGCAGGCGCGAGUGGUGGUGCAGUUUGGUAACCAGGCCGAGCCCAACAUUACAGAGUACAUCGUCAGCCCCCUGCCCUAUCCCAGGUCCUACGAGGUCAAGACCUUCAAAGGUAGUCGACCGAUCCGCUUCGAGUCCCGGCCCAUCACGACAGUGGAGUACGGACACCUCAUAAAGGUGCUGGCGGAGAUGGCGGAGAAGGCCCGCAGGCUUUUGCACGAGAGCACAGGGUUCACUUUUAGCGACUGCGGUGACCGGUGUUUGACCUUCUCGGACAUCGCUCCUCGAGGCCUGGCCCCUGGGGAGAGGCGGUCGUGGAUCAUGCUGCAGAAGUUUGUGGAAGGCUACUUCAUCCACCCGGUGGGCUUCGAAGUCCUUAUAAACCACCGAGAUCUGGACCCUGAGAAGUGGGCCGUGGAGAAGGUGUGGUACAAUGGGCAGUACUUUGACAGUGUCGAGGAGCUGAUGGAGAAAUACGACCAGGGCACGCUGAUAAAGCACAAGCUGCCCGAGCACGACCCGUCGGACCUGUACUCCACAUUUAUCCCGCGGGGCCACUCCAACACACCCACCGACAUCCACGGACCCAAGCUGGUGGAGCCGCAGGGGCCACGUUACCACGUGGACGGAAACUUCGUGGAGUACGCGGGCUGGUCGUUCGCUUUCCGCGUGCGCUCCUCCGCAGGCCUCCAGAUCUUCGACCUGCGCUUCAACGGUGAGAGAGUGGCCUAUGAGGUCAGCCUUCAGGAGGCCCUCGCCUUCUACUCGGGCGACACGCCCGCGGCCAUGCAGACCAAGUACAUCGACGCCGGCUGGGCCAUGGGCACGUCCGACUUUGAGCUCGCCCCCGGCAUAGACUGCCCUGAGUUUGCCACCUUCAAGGACAUGUACCACUACUACGACACGGACAAGCCGGUGCGGUACCGCAACGCUCUCUGCAUCUUCGAGAUGACCACAGCUAUGCCCCUGAGACGCCACUUCAACAGCAACUUCAAAGGAGGGUACAAUUUCUUCGCUGGCCUCGAGAACCACGUCUUAGUGCUGAGGACUACCUCAACUGUUUACAACUACGACUACAUCUGGGACUUCCACUUCUACCAGAACGGCGUAAUGGAAUCAAGAGUGAGUGCCACUGGGUACAUACACGCCACUUUCUUCACACCCAACGGGCUGAAUUACGGCACCAAGGUCUACAGCUACGUCCUUGGCAACCUGCACACCCACCUAAUCCACUACAAAGUAGACCUGGAUGUCGCUGGGCGGGAGAACAGCUUUGAAUCUAUGGAGCUGAAGUUUGUGAAUGUGUCGAACCCCUGGAGUCCAGGACACACCAUACAGCAGUCCAUCCUCGACAAGAAGCAGCACGAGACAGAGCGGAGUGCAGCGUUCCGCUUCGGAAAGAAGUUCCCCCGCUACCUGCACUUCUACAACCCAAACCAGGAGAACCGGUGGGGACACAAGAAGGGCUACCGAAUCCAGUUCAACUCCCACGCCCAGAGCGUGUUGCCCAAGGGCUGGAAGGAGGAGAAAGGCAUCUCCUGGGCAAGGUAUCCUUUGGCAGUAACACGACACAAGGACAGUGAAGCCACCAGUAGUAGUAUAUACACCCAGAAUGAUCCAUGGGAGCCUGUCGUGUCCUUCGAGGACUACAUCCGCAAUAAUGAAAAUAUCACCGAUCAAGACCUGGUUGCCUGGGUGACCGUAGGUUUCCUGCAUGUCCCUCAUUCAGAGGACAUUCCGAACACGGCGACGCCUGGCAACAAUGUUGGCUUCUUCCUGCGACCCUUCAACUUCUUUGACGAGGACCCGUCGCUUGCGUCUCGCAGCACGAUAAUCGUCCGGCCCGGAAAAGAGGGCGAGACCAAGAUUCAGAGGUGGACCCCAGAGGUGAUCGGACACUGCGUGACUGAUAAGGCAUUCAGCUACAACGGCACUUAUGGUGGGGUCUGAGCUCAAACACUAGACAGGGGGAAGGUGCUUGUGAUUCUUGUAAAUAUGUGCGUUGAACAUUUCUACACAACAUUUGUAAAAUGCUCACUUCCACAUGUAAACAUACAUACAUUCAUACACACACACACACACACAUACACACACACUGUAUGUGUCAUGACUUGACACCCCUUGGACAAAGUUUCACGAGAUUCCAUGCUGGCAUGACAUUGAAUUAAGAACAACAAAUAAAUCAAAUGAGCUCCGCUUGGUCA
Clupea harengus (Atlantic herring) is the source of this 2640-nucleotide messenger RNA. RefSeq names its product amine oxidase copper containing 1 (gene aoc1). Gene Ontology annotation, molecular function: quinone binding; diamine oxidase activity; primary methylamine oxidase activity. The record is from RefSeq and is a predicted model, not a curated record. Gene Ontology annotation, cellular component: plasma membrane. Gene Ontology annotation, biological process: amine metabolic process; response to antibiotic. Lineage: Eukaryota; Metazoa; Chordata; Actinopteri; Clupeiformes; Clupeidae.